CGGCAAUUGUCGUUAAGUAAUCGGAAGGAAAAUAAAAAUGGCGGACGGAUCGUGUCCUACAAACAAAUGCAAGAAUUGACCGUUCAUUUUUUAAAACAUGGACGAUGAAGAUGAAAAAGAUAGUGCAGAUGACAUACUGACAGGAUUCACUAAUUUCGUGGACAAUAAUUUGCGAGUUAUCAGGGUAAGCCAUUCAUGAUCAGUCUUCUUUACACAUGGCCAGUUGUUUGCAGCUGCUGGUUGGAUGAACGAAAGCUGUUGAAAGCUUGAAACCUAAUCGACAGCAAAAGAUUUUGCGGCAAAAAUAACUUGCUUGUCUUAGGCUCAGAAAUCUGGGGACAAGUUCCGUAGGCCUUUUUCAAAAAUACCAUAAUACUCUUUCUUGUCCCCCAAAAUUUUGCAUAAGCAUUGUUUUCAAUUUUUCUUGGGGUGGUUAAAAUAAAGCUUAAGUUCCAAGAGGAAUUGAAAACAAUGCUUAUGCAAAUAUUGGAGGGACAACAGAGAGUAUUAUGGUAUUUUUGAAAAAGGCCUACAGGGCCACAACAAUAUAAACUAGACAACAAGGUCCUGGGUAGGGUCAAAAGGGGGCCAAAAUGGUGUUAGAUGUGGGGUCCAAGUGGGGAAGUUAAUCGAUGCAAGUUUGCCCAAAAAUGACUAAAAUGGACCCAAAUCACUUUCCCUAUACCUGAAUCUGAAUAUUUUUAGAAUCCUGUUUUAAUAGGACAAAAAAUGGACAAAAUACAUGUUUCUUUUUAUUUGUUAUGAGGGGCUUGGGACGGUUUCGCUCAAUUUAUGGUGCAGUUUUGUGGAAAUUUUCAGGUCACAUUUCACCAGUCAGCAGAUAACAGACAAAACCAAAAGUGUGGGUUACAAGCACUUGCUGAAAACUUCAGAUCUAACGGGUGAUGCUUGAUAUACCAAGUCAAUACUGUAUAUGCCCUAUUGUCCUAUUCUAUUGUGUGACGUUUAUUGUGUUACUGUGUAAGGGCUUGAGAUCACUGUUGUGUUCCUUGUCAUGACAUAACUCAGGACAUGCUAUUCACUUGCUAGUUCAAAUCACGGUAGACUCGAAGAAUUUCAGCCAACUUUAUUUUGAACGUCAAAAACGCACUACUUACACAAUGUAAAUCUUGUAUCAACUUGUAGAUAACAAUUGUACUCAAAUGACAGCAAACGAAGACAUUGAGCGCAGACCUUGUGGUCAGUUCGUAGAAACUUGUAUGUGGUUUUCUGGCAAAUUACAGAGGUAAAUAUCACUCGAAGUUACCAUAACAAUUCUCAAAUGUAGAAAAAAAGGCUAACUUACCNAUUUUUAGAAUCCUGUUUUAAUAGGACAAAAAAUGGACAAAAUACAUGUUUCUUUUUAUUUGUUAUGAGGGGCUUGGGACGGUUUCGCUCAAUUUAUGGUGCAGUUUUGUGGAAAUUUUCAGGUCACAUUUCACCAGUCAGCAGAUAACAGACAAAACCAAAAGUGUGGGUUACAAGCACUUGCUGAAAACUUCAGAUCUAACGGGUGAUGCUUGAUAUACCAAGUCAAUACUGUAUAUGCCCUAUUGUCCUAUUCUAUUGUGUGACGUUUAUUGUGUUACUGUGUAAGGGCUUGAGAUCACUGUUGUGUUCCUUGUCAUGACAUAACUCAGGACAUGCUAUUCACUUGCUAGUUCAAAUCACGGUAGACUCGAAGAAUUUCAGCCAACUUUAUUUUGAACGUCAAAAACGCACUACUUACACAAUGUAAAUCUUGUAUCAACUUGUAGAUAACAAUUGUACUCAAAUGACAGCAAACGAAGACAUUGAGCGCAGACCUUGUGGUCAGUUCGUAGAAACUUGUAUGUGGUUUUCUGGCAAAUUACAGAGGUAAAUAUCACUCGAAGUUACCAUAACAAUUCUCAAAUGUAGAAAAAAAGGCUAACUUACCGAACUGUUCAGCUUCAAAAUGCUAAUACGGGUAGAAUAUACUCAAAUACUAUCCUCGCUCACGAUAACAAACUCGACCAAGGCAAAAAUGUUUUUGAGUCACAUGACAAUAAACAAACAAAUUACUCCAAAGGGGAGUGCACCAGCCGAUUUAACACUUCAAAAAAGUAGUUCGAUUUAGUUCCCUGUUUAUAUUGUGAUGUGUUUGUGUCUCACAGAGUUUGGCUUGGAUAUUAGCAGGAGCUGGAGUUUUGCUCAUUGUAAGAAGAACGCAUGUGGUAAGCAUAGUUUCACGUAGGUCCUCCAACACAUACACAGAGUGCAAACUGAAAGAAAGUCAGCUUUACAGGUUGCCAUUCAGGCAAGAUGUAGCUAACGUGUACGAGCCCAAAAGUCAUUUCAACUAACCUGAAAAAAAUUUUUUGAUGAGCAUUGAUUACAGUGCAGCUUUAAUUUGAAUUCUCCCCCCAAAAAACUUCACUGAAUAUUCACUUGCCUGAUAGCAAAAUCCACUAGUCUCAUGUGCUAUAGGACACUUCUUUCUUUGCACGCUGCAUGUUUUCGCAAUCAUGUUGUGUAGCGUGCUUGUCUCAGGCCAUGACUUAAAUAAAGAGGUAUCCUUAUAUCCUUUCUGUAUAGGGUGCUUGUCUAAGAGCAUGACUUUAAUAAAGAAAAGUGUAUUUCAUGACUAGACUUCCAGUAACUCCAGUGGACUCUAGUUGUUGACAACUAGAAUCUCGUCAAGUAUGUUAAACAUAUGUAUUGUGUAUUCUUGACCUUAGAACAGAUUACUGAUCUUCUGAGUGGCUUUCUGUUACAGUGUGAAAAUAUAUUAUAUAUUUAACAAUAAUAAUAAUAAUAUUAUUCCAUGAGUGUGGGCUGGAUAUGAGAUGGUAGAUAGCCAAUGAGGUGCAUAGUGAUGAGUUGGCUAUAAUCAUCUUAUAUCCAACAAACAGAGUGAAUAUUAUUGUUUAUUAAAAACGCCCACAAAAUCUCAAUGAAUCUCCCCAACUUUAUUUUGUUAGAACAAACCGGAAAAGACAAGGCACUUCCACUUUUCACGUCAGACGUCUAUCAAAACUGUCAAUGCACGAAUGGACUGGAUGAAUGAAAAGUCAAAACGUUAUAGCAACGGACACUUUUAAAAACUCAUUGGGAUUAGAGGAUUAUACACAGUAGAACAGCUCAAAAAUUUGCAGAUAAUGAGAUCAAAGAGAAUUUUGAAGUGCAGCCAUCAAAAUUACUGUGAAUUUGGAUUUAACACGUACAUUUUUUUCUGUUAUUCAGUUUAGCCAAUUCAGAGCAGUGUCAGAUGUCCCAACAGAAUUUGUUACCAAGAAUAUAUAUUUCCAUGGCAUUGUUAAGGAAGUAAGGUCAGACAACACUCUUGGAAUCUCUCACAUCCCACUGCUUAGAGGAUUUAGCAAGGUUCAUUGUUUGUCUGAUACAGGUAAAAUGUUUAAUUACGUAAAUUGCCUAUGACGAGUGCAGUCCUAAUAAUAUUAAGUUUCUAGUCAACCUUCCUUGGCUUGAGUCAGACCUCCAGAACCAAAGUUAUGCUUAACCACAAUGCUGUCACCCUUUAGAAUCAAAUUUACCACUAUUGUCAUAGGUACCAGCACUGGUUGCAUUAUUUCGUCGGGAGAAAUCUAUUUCCAAUUUUUUUUAUCAUUAUUAUUUAAUUAUUUCGAAGGCCAUAGCAGUGCAAAUAAUGGUGGAACCUCAAUUUUUAACUCGAAGAUCACAUUAAGUGGUGUGUGGAAUAAGGCUGAUUGCAUGGCAGGCUUUUAGCCAGACAUUGAAAACUGGUGGUCCAGAAGGCAUGCAUAAUUUCCUGUAAAAUUAUAAGAGAUUAGGUGAAUUUUCCUUGUAUUUCUUUGACAAAAAUGGUAAUCCAUAGGACAGCUGGACACCCUUCUGGCUAAACCUUAUUCCACGGCUGAUGUAGUAACUGGUUCACAGCUGUAUUAUCACAAAUUACAUAAAGCUUUAUUGCAGGCAAAAAUAUUAAAUUUUGUCUUAUUUCCCCAGCCGGGAUCUCAUCCCAGAAUAAUCUUCUCAAUGUUAGUUUACCAGGAGUGGAAUUGAGGGAAGGAGGACACCAGUGGCUAACAGACAAUGUUAUGUUGGCUAAAGUGCAUAUGAUCCCAUUACAAAUCACUGCCAACAACACUUUAGACUGCAUUCUGUACAAGAGGCAGGUAAAUAAUAUCCAGUCGAACUCCUAUGUGUGUCCACCUUACCAUUUAUCCAAAACACUAAAAUUUUCCCAGUCAAAUCACAGUUGGAAUCUCUCAUAAAGCAUCACCUCUCUUAAGCAACUGCGACUACUUUUUGGGAUGGCGGCGUUAGAAUUUUCCUUUGUUUUUAUCCUCCUGUAAGCGGCACUUAAUGCAUAGUUUAUCUCUAUGCUCAUUCUAUGUACUUCACCACUAUUAAGACAAUGUGAUGUACUGGUAGUGAAAACAUGAAACUAGACAUAUCAUGAUCUAGAAAUUGCAGGCAACAAAUUUUCUUACCAAAUAUAAAUCUUUGUGUUCAGUCCUCUUCUGUCAAGGGAGCCCCUGUGCUUCAAUUCUCAUAAGCUUUUAAGUUUUCACAUUUUGGGUAUUUGCUUACAGGAGGUUUGACUGCAGUACAGGGGAUGGCAAAUGGUCUGUGGCAGAUCUAGGGGAGGGGCACAAACCCCUUACAUUUUAUAUCCAAGCCAGCCCUGCAGGGCCAGUAAAAUUGUCAUGCAGAGUGAUCCUCAUUUGAUAUCUCAAGGGCUGGUUCUGCCACCAGUGGUACCUAGAAGAUGUGUAACUAGGAAAUGUUUGAUCCUAUGUGAAAGUUUUUAAGCAAUAAUUCACUAGAUAGUGUUAACUCAUUAGAUAUUGUUCAAGGCUGCUGCCAAACGGGUGCCCGGUCCCCAGAGAUGCCUACAAUUUGCCCACGGCCACCAAAAUUUUAAAUAAGGAGCCUGCACGGGCACCUAAAACUUAUGAUUCUUAUGCUAACUUCUAGUGAACGAACAAAAUUCUCAGCUUAUUAGUGGCCCUUGAAUGUUAGCUGACCUUUACUAUGCUACUAUUUGUGCCCUUAUGAGUUGGACAGACAAUAAAUUUGAAGCUUAUUGAUCAACCCAUUAGUGCACCACUUAUCGUGUGCUAGAAGUUGACAUAUUAUCAUGAGUUUUUUUUUUUUUGAAUUGGCUCCUAGAAAUGGGGCUGGGGCUCCUAACUUUUUAUUGUAGGAGCCCAAAGGGCUCCCAGAAAAUUUUCUUAGGCAGCAGCCUGGAGUGUUAAAUGUACAAUGUUUUGCGCAAUUUCAAUGGUCUGUAAGAAAAUAAACAAUGGAAAAUUUGCUAUUUCAUUGAGAGUUUCAAAUGUCUAUAUUUUAUGCAAAGUUUCUUUCAAAACUGCUUCUAAGAGACAGAGAAGAAAACAUUGUACCAUCAUUACAUCAUUUCCAUCUCUGUUCUCUCUUAGAUCAUAGAAAUUAUUUCAAUCAAUGAGGAUAUAAGAAAUUGCCUUAGUUGUAAAAUAUGGGAACAACAACUACCUAACAUUGAAAAACUUAAUCAAUGUUUUCUCCUUUACAGGGUUGGUUUCAAUCUAAGUGUGUGAAUGAGGAGUUGAUACGUCAAGGCGUGGCAGUAACAGUCCAUGUGCCCACACUCUCACAUAGUCUACCUUAUCACGAAUUACAAAGGAGACUUUUGAAAGCAGAAUUGCGAGCUGAGAAGAAAGGGGUUGGCAUCUGGGUAAAACCGUCACUGUUAGAAAGACUACAAAACAUGAUCUCCUUUCCAGCUCAUAGGAUGAAGCAGGUGAUCUCUGCUGCUCAAAAUCUCUCAUUCACAAGGAUUUUUUCAAGAAAAAAGAAAGACAGCUAAAGGCAAUGUUGACAAAAAUUAUUGCAUGUACGUCUUCAAGUGACACGUGCACCAGACGUGGACAUGAUGGAUUAUUCAAAUAUAAUCAAUGCUCUAUGUGUGGAAGUACCCUGGUCAGAUGUUUUUCUCAUUCUCCACACAAGAACAAGUCAUGAAGCAGCAGGGUCGACAAACCUGUGGUUACCUUGGACUAAAAUCUGACUCUGUUAUCGUGCAGAUUUAAGAUCACAAACUAAAGAUAACAUGAGGAAAGGAUUGAAAGCUUCAAU
Messenger RNA from Porites evermanni, 6063 nucleotides. Lineage: Eukaryota; Metazoa; Cnidaria; Anthozoa; Scleractinia; Poritidae. The record is from the annotation of a GenBank genome assembly.